UAAUUAUCCGAGUUAUAACUCAGUGUAAAUGUUUAAACAAGCUGUGUCAUAUUUAUACAUAAGUUAAUCUUCUCUUCGAUUGUUUACCAGUCAGAACUAACUUGGAAGUUCAAUUUGCUGUUAAGCAUCUUAACAUGUUUGUAGGAAGUGACCGAAUGGAGUUUCCAAAUUAUACAUAGUAACAUCCCAUUAUCAGUCGUGGGAUAGAUGACUAGCUAAUCAAAUUUUGAUUAUUGGUUGAGGGAGAGAUGUUAACCAAGACAUUACCUUGAUUCUCCUGGUGUCUAUUAACAUCCUCUUUAAAGGCUUAAAUCUAGAAGAGGACUGCCUUCUCUUUUGGCUCAAGGAUUGAGCAUUGAGUCACUAAAGCCAUCAUGAUGUGCGUGAAGGUUUGGUGUGUCGUAGGACUAGGCAUCCUGAUCUCCAUCACCCAGGCACAUACUGAUUUCUUCACAUCAAUUGGCCAGAUGACAGAUCUCCUAUACACAGAGAAAGAUCUGGUGACUUCCUUGAAAGAUUACAUCAAAGCUGAGGAGAGCAAACUAGGUGAAAUCAAACGGUGGGCAGAAAAACUGGACCAACUCACUGAGACAGCCACAAAAGAUCCAGAAGGAUUCCUUGGUCAUCCAGUGAAUGCCUUUAAAUUGAUGAAACGAUUGAACUCGGAGUGGGUAGAGCUGGAAAAUCUGGUACUUAAGGAUAUGUCAGAUGGAUUCAUUUCUAACCUCACUAUUCAGAGACAGUACUUCCCGAAUGAUGAAGACCAGACUGGAGCAGCCAAGGCCCUCAUACGUCUCCAAGACACAUACAAUCUAGACGCAGACACCAUUUCUCAAGGCAACUUGCCUGGUGUGAAGCAUAAAACAUCUCUGUCAGUGGAGGACUGCUUUGAGCUGGGGAAAGUAGCCUACUCAGAUGCAGAUUACUACCACACUGAACUAUGGAUGGAACAGGCAUUAAGGCAGUUGGAUGCUGGUGAGGUAUCCACCAUUGACAAAAUCACCGUACUAGACUACCUGAGCUAUUCAGUGUAUCAGCAGGGCGACCUGGACAAGGCAUUGGAGCUCACAAGAAGGAUGUUGAAACUGGAUCCAGAGCACCAGCGAGCAAAUGGAAACCUGAAAUAUUUCGAAUAUAUGAUAGCUGACCAGAAAAAAAAGUUGGGUGAAUCCCAGGAGUCGAAAGGAUCCAAAGCAGGGAGUAUCUCAGAGACCAAGAAAGGGCGUCCAGCGGAUUACCUGCCAGAGAGACGGAAAUAUGAAAUGCUGUGCCGAGGAGAAGGUAUCAAAUUGACUCCACGAAGGCAGAGAAAACUCUUUUGCCGUUACACAGAUGCAGGCAGGAAUCCAGUAUACAUUCUGAAACCAGUGAAACAGCAGGAUGAGUGGGACAAACCGCGAAUUGUCCGUUACAUUGAUAUCAUAUCUGAUGAGGAAAUUGAACGAGUGAAAGAGCUAGCAAAACCAAGGCUGAGACGAGCCACCAUUUCUAACCCAAUAACUGGAGUGCUGGAGACAGCUCAUUACAGAAUAAGCAAAAGUGCUUGGCUGUCAGGUUAUGAAGAUCCUGUAAUAAGUCGUAUUAACAAGAGGAUAGAAGAUAUCACGGGGCUUGACGUUUCCACGGCAGAAGAACUGCAGGUUGCCAAUUAUGGGGUUGGUGGCCAGUACGAGCCUCAUUUUGACUUUGGACGGAAAGAUGAACCUGAUGCUUUUAAAGAACUGGGCACUGGGAACAGGAUUGCUACCUGGUUAUUUUACAUGAGUGAUGUAGCAGCCGGAGGAGCCACAGUUUUCCCUGAAGUAGGAGCAGCUGUUUGGCCACAAAAGGGCACAGCAGUGUUUUGGUACAAUCUGUUUCCCAGUGGAGAAGGUGACUACAGCACACGGCAUGCAGCUUGUCCAGUAUUAGUUGGAAACAAAUGGGUGUCAAACAAGUGGAUCCAUGAGCGUGGGCAAGAAUUUCGAAGAAAGUGUAACUUGACAGAGAUGGACUGAUGUGCUCACUGUGAAUUGCUCCCUGUCCACCUCACCUUCACCACAGCUCAGUCCUGUUUACAUUCCUAUCAUUGCUCCUAGUCUUUGUUCUCCACCCUCAUGACUUCACUCUGACUCAAACAUACUUUUGUUUUAACACUAAGUGAAGACCUGGGCUGAGAGGUUCACAUUUUCCAUUGUCAGGUUUUAUUGAACUAGACUGAGCUGGUUAAAGUGACAGGAAAUAUUCCUCUAAAAUCAUGCAGUUUGUCAUUUUAUUUUCCCACAUGUUAUAUGGCUCUUUUCUCUAACUAGGUUUUUAAUGGGGGUGAUUUCAUGUUUUUGAAAUUGCAACGUGAAGCUGCAUUCCUCAGCAGGCAAUGAGAUCUUUUCUGGGAGUGAGUAUUCCUCACUAAACAAAGCUUUACUUGGGCAUUUGUUGCAAGAUGAGACUUGGAAUUUGGUAAACUUUAUAAAUCCCAUUUCUGGAAGAGCAGCGCUUCAUGUAAGCCUGAAUAACGAAGCAUUUUCCUGAAUGGAGUGUAGGUAUGUUUGCACAUAGUUUAGUGUGUAUAUUCAAUUAUAUAAAUGGUUCUCUGAAAUCACAUGUUCACUGACAAAAGCCAUACAUGAUGUUGACAUUGGAAGUACAUAUUCCUUUUUGCUAAAUGUAAGAAAACCAUUUGAAAACUUGGAUAUUAUGAACAACACAUACAAAAUGCUGGAGGAACUCAGCAGGCCAGGCAGCAGCCAUGGAAAAAAGUACAGUCAACGUUUCGAGCCGAAACCCUUUGGCAGGACUGAAACGUCAACUGUUCUUUUUUCCAUAGAUGCUGCCUGGCUUGCUGAGUUUGUCCAGCAUUUUGUGUGUGUUGCUUGGAUUUCCAGCAUCUGCAGACUUUCUCUUGUUUGGAAAUAUGAAUCAUGAUUUCAGAUAAAAUUAACAAAGUACUCUGAACACUUUUGCAGUAUGUUUGACCAUGUGUGUGGGGUAUAACAGAAGUACCAUUCAAUAGUAACGCACUCCAUCUGAUGCACUCUGAAUGCAAAACUUAUGCUUAUUAAACACAGGGCAAACCCCACUUUUACUCCUUUCCCAUGAAUCAAUCAUUUGUUGCUUUCUUUUUAAUUGUUAACUACCAGAUCCUGCAUAGUCUAUUACAGCAUAAUAGCUGCAUCCAUAGCGAUAUCAGUUCAUUGUUCCAGUAUUAUCAAGCAUCCUUGACAUAAUUUGGCUUGGCUUAGGCACCUUUGAAAUUUGGCCAGAUGAUGUCAGAACACUACAGACUCUUUGGCUGUAUAUAUUGUUUUCAUUAGUUUUUAAACAAGUGUAUAUUACAUAAAAAGUGUUGGCCCUUACCCCUUUUUUUAAGCUGACUUGCAUAAUUAUGUUUUUAAAAAGAAACAAUCAGUGGCUAAACUGUGUGGGGGGGAAACCUUAAAAAUGAAUUUUUUUUAACUAAAGCUUUAGGGUGGCUGAGAGAUAAUGUGAUAAAAUAACACAAACAGCGUGCUCGAGGAUCUUUUUCAAAGGAAAAGUGCUUUUCUGUGCUAUCAGUGGGAAAUUUUGUAUUUAUAUAUCUUUAUUUUAAUAAAACCUGCCCUUUUCUGUUUUCCUAAGUUACCAUUUUCUUUAGUGUCUCAUUAUAUAUUUGAUUGCAAGGGUAGUUCUCAACUUUGUACAGUUGCCACACAACUGUAGUCUCAGGAAUGAAAUAAUCAGAGCCAAAUGUCCUCAACUUGAUUGCCUGAAUGACAAUGCAGGAUGGAAACCGAUAAGAUUUAUUUUGUGAUCUACACACCAGCUCACAUCACUGUUAUCUACUUAAAAAUGGGAAGCAGUUUAUUCCAAUCAGUACAACUUCACCUAAUUUUUAAAUAGAAGCUUAUCAGACUUCAGCCUGUGGUUGGGUACUCAGUACUGUGAUGGAGAAUUAACACAAUUAAAUGUGAAAUCCCAGCCAAAUAGGGGAGGUAGAAAGAAGUGCAGACUCAAAAUCCUAUCACAUGAGCAAAUCAGGGGGAGACAAAGUGAGGCACAGCACCCAAAUCCCACCCCAUGAACAGCAGAAGAGUCUGGCUAAUUUGUCAAUCUACCAGCAACACACUCCCUUGUCAAGAAAGUGCUGUAUGCAGGAUUGAGAACAGGCGUGUUCUCUUGCCCACCUCCAAAUGGUUUAAGAAUCUCUGCAACAAGUGCUAACCAUCUCAAGAUUGAUCAAUUACUUGUAAUUUUUUAAGAAAUCGAACUUUAAAGUUUCUAUUCCUCCUAUCCCAGCACCUUUCACCCAGAAAGGGGGCUCCCUAAGUGUGUUUGUAAUGCAGCAGCCAUCGACCCCCUGCCCUGUGUUAAUCAAGUGAGUGCUGGCCUUUUGGGUAUUAGAAGCACCUACCUAACCAAUAAUGGUGAUCCAUCAGUUUGGAACUUGACAAGUGCCAUUGGAUUUAAAUUCAUUUGCCUGCUUUUCUAUGAAGCGGGGCCACUGGACUUUGGCACCUUUAAUCAUUCUUCCCUUCUUGUAAAAUAUUAGUUUAUAUAUUUGCAAAGCUGUAGAAGUUGUAUGAAUGACAGAUUUUUUUUUAAUUCUAGAAUACAACUUUGUUAACCAAGUGCUGCUCCUAUAAACCUGAAUUUAAUUUCCAGUAUCUGCAGAUUUUCUCUUGUCAAUGUUUUCACUCUUGAUUUUGUCCUUGUUCCAGUGUAAGCACAAAUGAGAAAAUAAAGUCUCACUGUGGCAGCAGUGACAAUUUCUUCUUUUAAGCACAUUUGUUGCCUUUU
This is a messenger RNA of Mobula hypostoma (lesser devil ray), 4755 nucleotides long. It is a transcript of the gene p4ha1a, whose product is annotated as prolyl 4-hydroxylase, alpha polypeptide I a. Bases 375 to 1997 code for a protein of 540 amino acids. The transcript is spliced from 16 exons. Gene Ontology annotation, cellular component: endoplasmic reticulum. The record is from RefSeq and is a predicted model, not a curated record. Gene Ontology annotation, molecular function: procollagen-proline 4-dioxygenase activity; iron ion binding; L-ascorbic acid binding. Lineage: Eukaryota; Metazoa; Chordata; Chondrichthyes; Myliobatiformes; Myliobatidae. Gene Ontology annotation, biological process: peptidyl-proline hydroxylation to 4-hydroxy-L-proline.